This is a messenger RNA of Electrophorus electricus (electric eel), 8706 nucleotides long. The record is from RefSeq and is a predicted model, not a curated record. Lineage: Eukaryota; Metazoa; Chordata; Actinopteri; Gymnotiformes; Gymnotidae.
AGUGGGUUGCAUUCUUCCUGUGAGGAGCUGAGCAGAAGGAGCAGCUGCAGCUGAGAGGCCCGUGGAGCGCACACAGGCGAGGGGCGUUAUCAUCGCCCAGCCUGCCACCUCGCAUUCCUGGGGUGGAGCGCCAAAGAGGGGCAGUAAGUGCGGGCGUCUAUAUUUGGCCCACUGCGACCUCCCGCACACCAUGACAGCUGUCCCCCCCUCCGAGCCGGACAAGUGACGCGAGGAGAUUGGCUGUAGGUCCUCUCCCUGGGAGGCGAUUGGCCGCCGGCCCUCUCUCUGAGACGGGCUCAAGCCUCCCGGCCACUUCAGGCACUUCGCGCCGCACCGUGCUGACCCUUGCCGGCUAGCGACGCACCAGCGCAGAGGAGCAGAGACCCAGAAUCCUUUUCUUAGUGGACACUGUCUUGCCUGCUGCCCUUGGUCUGGGGCUAACUACAACACCGGCAGCCUCCACAUCUGUCCUGUAUAUCUCAGCCUACGUGACUGCCCCUCAACAUCUCGCUCUGCCCUCCUUCUCCAGUCUCCUCCUUCCACCUGCCCCCCCCUCCGCACGGCCCCGCCCAUGAGGGUGGUGCCAGCGCCAUGGCCUUCUCAUCGCGCUUCUCCUUCUGGGAGCAAAAGGUCAAGGAGGAAACCAAAGCAGCCCCCAAGAGUCCUAAACUGGACAGUAACGGCAGUCUGAGCAGUCGUUCCCAGUCUGUGCCCAGUCUGGAGGCUGGCAAAGGCCUGCUGCGUGCCAAGAGCCCCCAGCCUGCCUGCGAGCCACCCUCCGGGGCCCAGCCACAGCCCCCGCUCAGGGAACGGAUCAAGAGUCCGUCGCCCAACAGGAGCCGCUUCUCUCUGGUCCGAAACGUGGAACCGCCCAAGACGCCCGACCGCUUCCGCAGUCCCGAGCCUCAGAGAACCUGGAGACUUGAGCCAGGGCAAAGCGGGGAAGGCGUGAGCAAUGGAGUGGCAACGGGCAAGACGUCAGGCUCCGGCGGUGUCCACCCGGAGCCCGCUGAAGAAGCGCAGGGCAUGACCCGCAAGAAGGUUGUGAAGGUGGUGCGCAGGGUGGUGAGGAAGGUGCUGCCCACGGAGGAGGAGGUUACGGUUCCGGCCCCGCCUCUGUCUCCGCCCCCGGCCCCGGCCCCAGGCCGGCCUCCCGGAGAGCCAGCAAAGGCCAGCGCUAAGCCUGCCAACCCCACCGUGACGUCUGUGCCCAAAACCGCAAGGAUGCCGGCGUUCUCCUUCAAGCAUGACUCGGUGAAGAAGGAAGAGAAGGAUGGCCUCUCCGCAGGGCUCGCCGGCCUGAUGAGCCGAGGGAGGAGCCGAGAUCCCCGGCCGCGCCCCCGCAGGGAGGAGCCGGCAGAAAAACAAGAAGAGGAGAGAGAGCAGAAAGCUGAGAAGAGAGAUGGCUUGGCAGUAGCAGUCAGGACACCCGAGGAUGGCCAGACGGGGGCUCCACACCGACAGGAAAAGAGUCCAGCGUCCUCUGCUCCUGCGUCUCCAGCUCACCCUUCUCCUGCAAAGCCUCCUCUGUCUCCACCAGCUGGCUUCAUCCCAGCUCCUAAGACGACAUCACCGUCACCCCCUCCUGACCUCACACCUGCCCCCAAACCCUCUUCUCUGGCCCCUCCAGCAGGGUUUAUUCCCAAAGUCGCUCAGGUCCCCGGGUCGCCUCCCACAUCCGUUCCGGAUGCCAAAUCCACUCCCGUGGUACCUAAACCUGCCUCCGUAGCUCCCCGAGCUGCCGCAGCACUGGAUCCUGACAGACCCAAAGUCCUCCCACGUCCUGUGCCCAAGCCUGACCCCUUUGCCCCGCCACCAGGGUUCAUACCUGCCCCCAUGCAGGUGCCCCCGAAGGGCAAAGAGAUGAAGACAGUCUCACGUCUGUCCUCAGCCCCAACUGGGAAGCCUCUUCUUAGCAGCCUAUCUAAAGCGUCCCACCCACCUGUAAUCCUAAAGGAGAACCCCCCGGCGAGCCCAACCGAGGAAGCUCGCCGACGUCUGGAGCGGAUCUUCGCUGCACCCCUGGAGCCUGUCUCCAGCGCCACCGCCUCCUCUCAGGUACAGGGCAGCCCCGGGGACCCACCCCACCCUGCAGGGCUCCACCUCGGCCUGGCCGCCGUCUGCUCUCGCGCGGCCUGCUGCAGCGGACAGGCAGAGGAGGACCCCGUCGCCAUCCUACGGGCGGCCCAUGCUGCCGCCACCCUGCCCAAGGUGAAGACCGAGGAGCAGAUCGCUGCCGAGCAGACAUGGUACGGCUCCGAGAAGAUGUGGCUGGUCCACAAAGAUGGCUUUUCCCUGGCUACCCUGCUGAAGCCGGACGGCGGCGUCCUGCCCGAGGGGAAGGUGAAGAUCAAGCUGGAGCAUGACGGGACGGUGCUGGACGUGGACGAGGACGACGUGGAGAAGGCGAACCCCCCGUCGUUUGACCGCUGUGAGGACCUGGCGGCGCUACCCUACCUGAACGAGUCGAGCGUGAUGCACUGUCUGCGCCAGCGCUACGGCGGGAACCUCAUCCACACGCACGCCGGGCCCAGCAUGGUCCUCAUCAACCCCAUCAGCGCCCCCUCCAUGUACUCCGAGAAGGUGAUGCACAUGUUUAAGGGCUGCCGGCGGGACGACACAGCGCCACACAUCUACGGCGUGGCGCAGGCCGCCUACCGCUGCCUGUUGACCACGCGCCAGGACCAGGCCGUCGUGCUGCUAGGAAAGAGCGCCGGGGGAAAGAGUACCAACUGCCAGCACCUGGUGCACUACCUGCUUUCCAUCGCGGGCAGCGCCGGCAAGAUCUUCUCCGCGGAGAAAUGGCAGGCAGUCUCUACUAUCCUGGAGGGCUUUGGGAACUGUGCCACAUCCGUGAACACCAACGCCAGCCGCUUCUCCCAGAUUGUGUCGCUGGACUUCGACCAGGCGGGCCAGGUGGCCUCGGCCUCCAUCCAGACCAUGCUGCUGGAGAGACUACGGGUGAGCAGACGGCCCGAGGCCGAGUCCACCUUCAAUGUCUUUUACUACCUUAUGGCUGGAGCAGAAAGCACUCUCAGGACUGAGCUGCAUUUCAACCACUUUGCUGAGACUAACACGUUUGGAAUCGCGCCUCAGACAAAGCCUGAGGACAAGCAGAGGGCAGCACAGCAGUUCACUAAGCUGCAGGCGGCUCUGAAGGUGCUGGGGAUCUGUGCUGAUGAGCAGAAGGCUCUCUGGCUGAUUCUGGGGGCCAUAUACCACCUGGGUGCCGCAGGGGCCACCAAAGAGACUGAUGAAGCCGGCCGGAAGCAGUUUGCACGCCACGAAUGGGCCCAGAAGGCUGCCUACCUCCUGGGCUGCUCCCUGGAGGAGUUGUCCUCCUCCAUCUUCAAGCACCAGCCCAAAGGCACCAUGCAGAGGUCCACCUCGUUCCGGCAGGGACCCGAGGACGCCGGCGCGGCUGGAGACAACUCAGGUCCGAAGAUUACGGCGCUGGAGUGUCUGGAGGCCAUGGCUGCAGGGCUGUACACAGAGCUCUUCACCCUCCUCAUCUCCCUCAUCAACCGGGCCCUGAAGUCCAGCCAGCACUCGUUGUGCUCACUGCUCAUCGUGGACACACCGGGCUUCCAGAACCCCCGUUUGUCCCGGCGACCUCGCGGCGCCUCCUUCGAGGAGCUGUGCCAUAACUAUGCGCAGGAGCGUCUGCAGGCGCUCUUCCACGAGCGAGCAUGCGCCCAGGAGCUAGAGCGCUACAAGGAGGAGAACAUAGAGCUCGCAUUAGAUGACAUAGAGUCCAGUACGUCAUUGUCUGUAGCAGCUAUAGACCAGGCGUCGACCCAAGCGCUGGUGAGGACUCUGGCGAGGACAGACGAGGCGCGGGGUUUGCUCUGGCUGAUGGAGGAGGAGGCGCUGCAGCCAGGAAGCUCCGAGGACACCCUGCUGGAGCGCCUGUUCACUUACUAUGGCCCUGCUGAGGGAGAGGUCAAAGGCCCCUGCCUGCUGCUGAAGAGCGAGAAGCCGCAUCACUUCCUGCUGGGUCACAGUCAUGGGACGGAGUGGGUGGAGUACGACGCGCGGGGUUGGCUGAGCUACGCCAAGCAGAACCCCGCCUCCCAAAACGCAGCCACUCUGCUACAGGACUCUCAGAAGAAAAGCAUCAGCGGGCUGUUUGUGGGUCGCGUGGGCGGGGCCACCGUGCUGUCGGGCUCCAUCGCCGGGCUGGAGGGCGGCUCCCAGCUGGCCGUGCGGCGGGCCACCAGCAUGCGCAAGACCUUCACCACGGGCAUGGCCGCCGUCAAGAAGAGGUCCCAGUGCAUCCAGAUCAAGCUGCAAGUGGAUGCAUUGAUCGACACGGUGAGGCGGUCACGGGUGCACUUUGUGCACUGCCUGCUGCCCAAGUCAGAGGCUGCGGGGACGGAGCCACGGAUGAUGGGAGGGGCCUCGCCCCGCGAGGCCGACGCCCACGGGGAGAGCUGUGACGCCGGCCUCAUGCAGCUGGACGUGGGGCUGCUCCGUGCCCAGCUCCGGGGCUCCAAGCUGCUCGACGCCCUGCGGAUUUACCGCCAAGGUUACCCUGAUCACAUGGUGUUCUCCGAGUUCCGGCGCCGCUUCGACGUGUUGGCUCCCCACCUGAGCAAGAAGCUCGGCCGCAACUACGUCGUGACGGACGAGAAGAGGGCUGUGGAGGAGCUACUGGAGUCUCUGGAGCUGGAGAAGAGCAGCUAUCACAUGGGCCUGAGCAGGGUGUUGUUCAGGGCGGGCGUGCUGGCCAAACUGGAAGAGCGCAGGGACCUGCAGACCCGCCGCAACCUCACGCUCUUCCAGGCGGCGUGCAGGGGCUUCAUCUCCCGGCAGGCCUUCAAGAAGAGGAAGAUCCAGGACCUGGCCAUCCGCUGCAUCCAGAAGAACAUCAAGAAGAACCGCGGCGUGAAGGACUGGCCCUGGUGGAAGCUCUUCACCACUGUGAGGCCCCUCAUCGAGGUGCAGCUCACCGAGGAGCAGAUCCGCGGCAAAGACGAGGAGAUCCAGCAGCUGAAGCUGAAGCUGGAGAAGGUGGAGAAGGAGCGCAAUGAGCUACGUCUCAAUACGGACCGCUUAGAGAGCAGGAUCACGGAGUUGUCGUCGGAGCUGGCUGAUGAGCGGAACACGGGUGAAUCAGCCUCUCAGCUGCUGGAGUCCGAGACCUCGGAGAGACUACGUCUGGAGAAAGACACCAAGGAGCUUCAGACCAAGUAUGACUCCAUGAAGAAGCAGAUGGAGUCCUUGGAGAUGGAGGUGAUGGAGUCUCGCCUCAUGCGUGCAUCUGAGCUCAACGGAGAGAUGGAGGAUGAUGACUCAGGGGGAGAGUGGAGGCUGAAGUGUGCACGCGCGGUCCGGGAGGUGGAGUUCACUAAGAAGCGACUGCAUCAGGAGUUCGAGGACAAGCUGGAGGUGGAGCAGCAGGGCAAGAGGCAGUUGGAAAGACGGUUGACAGACCUGCAGGCGGACAAUGAGGAGGUGCAGAGGGUGGCCCAGCAGCUGAAGAAGAAAUGCCAGCGUCUGACCGCAGAGCUUCAGGACACCAAGCUGCACCUGGAGGGCCAGCAGAGCCGCAACCACGAGCUGGAGAAGAAGCAGAGGAAGUUUGACUUGGAGCAGAGUCAGGCACAGGAGGAGGUGCAGAGAGAGAGGAGCCAGCGCGAGAAGCUGAGUCGAGAGAAAGACAUGCUGACUGGAGAAGCCUUCAGCCUCCGACAGCAACUGGAGGACAAAGAUCUGGAGAUGUGCGCCCUCAACCUGAAGCUGGAGCAGAUGGAGGCUGAGCUCCAGGAUCUGAACUCUCAGGAGUCCAAGGACGAGGCCUCGCUGGCCAAGGUCAAAAAGCAGCUUCGUGACCUGGAAGCAAAGGUGAAAGAUCAGGAGGAGGAGCUCGACGAACAGGCCGGCACUAUUCAGAUGUUGGAACAGGCCAAGCUCCGCUUGGAGAUGGAGAUGGAGCGACUGAGGCAGACCCACGCCAAAGACCUCGAGAACAAGGACGAGGAGGUGGAGGAGAUCCGCCAAUCCUGCAGCAAGAAGUUGAAGCAGAUGGAGGUUCAGUUGGAGGAGGAGUAUGAAGACAAACAGAAGGUCCUCAGGGAGAGGAGAGAGCUGGAGGCCAAGUUGCUGACCGCACAAGACCAGGUGAGCCACAGAGACGUGGAAACGGAGAAGCGUCUACGUAAAGACCUGAAGCGCACCAAAGCCCUGCUGGCUGAUGCCCAGAUCAUGCUGGACCACCUGAAGAACAAUGCCCCCAGCAAGAGGGAGAUCGCCCAGCUCAAAAACCAGUUGGAAGAGUCCGAGUUCACCUGUGCUGCGGCAGUGAAGGCCCGGAAGUCCAUGGAGGUGGAGCUGGAGGACCUGCAUGUUCAGAUGGAGGACAUCUCCAAAGCCAAGCAGGCACUGGAGGAGCAGCUGAGCCGUGUGCAGAGGGAGAAGAACGACCUGCAAUCCCGCAUGGAGGAGGACCAGGAGGACAUGAAUGAGCUCAUGAAGAAGCACAAGGCCGCUGUUGCCCAGUGCUCUCAGAACUUGGCGCAGGCCAGCGAGCUGCAGGCCCAGCUGGAGGAGGCCCUGAAGGAGAAACAGGACGUCCAGGAGAAGCUCACAGCUCUGCAGAGUCAGUUGGAGUUUCAGGAGCAGUCUAUGGUGGACAAGUCUCUACUCAGUAGGCAGGAGGCCAAGAUUCGCGAGAUGGAGAGCAAGUUUGAGUUUGAGAAGACACAGGUCAAACGCUUGGAGGGUCUCGUGUCGCGGCUAAAGGAGAGCGUGGAGAAGCUGACAGAGGAGCGGGACCAGCGCAGCACUAGCGAGAGCCGCGAGCGCGAGCAGAACAAGCGCUUGCAGCGUCAGAUGCGAGACCUGAAGGAGGAGCUGGCCGAGCUGACCAAGAAGGAGGCCGAGGCCAGCCGCAAGAAGCACGAGCUGGAGCUGGACAUCGAGAGCUUGGAGGCGGCAAACCAGAGCCUGCAGGCGGACCUCAAGCUGGCCUUCAAGCGCAUCGGAGACCUGCAGGCUGCCAUCGAGGAUGAGAUGGAGAGUGACGACAACGAGGAUCUCAUCAACAGUUUACAGGACAUGGUGAUUAAGUAUCAGAAACGAAAGAACCGAACCGAGGGCGACUCGGACUCCGGCUCCGGUGCGGAGGACCGCGUGGACGGCGUGAAGUCGUGGCUGUCGAAAAACAAGGGCUCUGCCAAGAACCUGUCGGACGACGGAAGCGUGAAAGGCUCAAGAUAUGAUGUAAAGGAGUCUAAAGACAGGAAGGAGAACGGUAAGCAGGCGAAGGAGGUCGAGGUGAGGCCCAUGUCUGUGAUGAGCUCCCUCAGCUACAGGAAACGCUCCAGCCUAAACGGAUCGGUGGGCGGCAAAGGAGACGAGAGCGCCCUCUACAGCUCGCUCAAGGAGCAGGGCGAUUCCCAGGAUCUCACCACAUUCCGCAGGAGCCGCGCUGCCGGCUCCCGUUCGGUGAGCCCCUGGAGGAAGGGUGACGAUCUGGACGACAGGGCCUCCGUUGUCUCACAUGCCUACUCGGAUGUGAGCCGAGCUAGGCAGAGCACGGAGAGCCGCUGGUCGGAGCUGGACAGGGAGUCGGUGUUUUCCAAAACCCCGAGCCGAGCCUACACCGGCCUCGCUGGCCUGGACCUGGAUGAUGAUGGCAUGUCGAGCGUGAGCACCCCGGGCCGCCGCCGGAGCGCGUCCCGCCUAGAAGAGUGGCGGGGGGAUCGUGGAUCACCCACGAGCCUGGCCCCGAGCAGUGUGAGCCGGGCCGAGUCGCGUACCUCGCUCGGACGCAGCUCCCGCCUGAGCGCCUUCGGCGUCCGUGACGACGACGACGACGACGACAUCAGCAUGGCCCUCAGCGACGCUUAUGGCCCCCGGGCCUCGAGUGGCCGCAGCCUGUCCGUGCCGCCGAGGCCCCGCACCGCCGACCCCGGCCCGGCUGACGCCUCCGACGUCAAGCCCGUCGCCCACCGCAGCUACCUGGACCCGGACCUGGAGGCGGCCAUCAACGAGGUGCUCAGCUUCAAGCCCAUCACAUUCAAGCGCAGCAGCCUGGAGGACUCGGAGGCGGAGUCCGUUAAGGUGGCCCAGCAGGACGGCGGAGGAGACGGGGGGCGGAACUCCAGAGCAGGCAGAAGCGGCGAGCGCAGCCGAUCCAGCCUGCGCCGUUCUGCCUCGGCCGUCGACUGCACGCACUCCGCCAGCAGCCUGAGCAGCCGCAGACGCAAGACAAGCAGGAAGAGGGUGGGGCGCAGCUCUGACUCAGACGAACACGACCCCGGGAGGAGGAGCUCCAAGAAGAAGGGCAAGGAGAAGAAGAAAAAGAAAAAGAAGAAGAAGACAAAGAAGGUGGAGUCCUCCUCUUCCCCCUCCGACUCGGAGUCCAGUUCCGAGUCGGACCCCAGCUCUGGAGCGUCCACUGUCUCGUACCGAAGCACGAGCAGCGUGAAGAGGGCCCCCAGCAAGCGCCCCUCGCCCUCAGAGGAGGAGAGGGUGCCUGGAGGCCCCCUGGAACCCGCUCGGCCGCUUAGCAAGAAAGAGGAGAAGAACCGGAAGAAGAACGUGGACAAUGUGAUGAUGAAGUACCUGUACAGACCUGACAGCGACUGAAGAUGACGGCCGAAGGCGGAGCCCCCCCUCUGGACGAAGGCGCCUCUACCUCGACAGAUCCGACGAGGAAGACGAGACGGACGAUAAAGAGGCAGGGGGCGUGGCCCAAAG